Molecule: messenger RNA, 1791 nt
Organism: Fonsecaea nubica
Lineage: Eukaryota; Fungi; Ascomycota; Eurotiomycetes; Chaetothyriales; Herpotrichiellaceae
Exons: 1
Coding region: 1-1791 (596 amino acids)
Source: RefSeq, a predicted model, not a curated record
AUGUCUACCCCUGGUUCAAAGAAACCACAGCGUCGAUUUCAGUUCAUUGACAAUAGUGAUGUCACCUCGAUGGGUUCCAAUGCCACCCAAGUGCGGCGCCAUGUCAUGCAGGAGUACAUGAGAGAGAAGCGAUGGGAGGCUCGCUCACAGACAAAGGCUGGCGACGGAGCUGAAGCACCGACUCGAAAGAGGCCAGACAGGCCCAGAUCGCAAACACGAUCGCGCCAGCGACGUCCGCAAACGGCGCGUUCCAUCCCCGCGGACUUUCAGGACUCAGCAAUGGGGGCAAAUGAAGGAGUAGAUGUAACGGAGAACCUGGAUGGUACCGUCGAUGAGAUCGAUCGUCAACUUCCCUAUCCUGGGGUGGUACGGACGAAGCCUUCUACUACUACCUUCCGUCUAGGAUCGACAGCCCUUGCCAAGUUGGCAGAUAUGGUCCCCGAUGCUCCAUUCACGCCGCCGUCUUCUACCAGGUCCACUGAUUCAUUAUCACCGCAGAAGCGGCACUGGACAUCGACUGGCCAUUCAUCUCUCAGUCCGGAACCGCAGUCUUAUCUGAGUGCUGCAAGGACCGACCCGUUCGACGCUCUACCAAUGGAGCUGAGCCCUCAAGACCAGGAACUCUUCGAUUUCUACGCAAAUGUCAUGCCCGCGUGUUCAUAUGGGUUUGAAAGACGUAGCCCGCUUGCACACAAUUGGUAUCUCACCGUCUUCAUUCCCGAAGCCAUGAAAGGGGCCGUGUGUUUCCAGAACACCAUUCUCGUCCACGCUGCCAACACCCAGGCAUGGGUCCAAGGUCUCCCAGAGACACGUCUUGCCAUCGAACAUCGAGCCAAAGCAUCGCAACUGCUCCUUCAUCACUAUCAGCAAUACCCUCAUGACACUUCAGAUGCCACCAUAUCCGCCACAAUCUCUGCUGCGGCAUUGGAGGACUUUGACCCACGUAUCGAACGCCGUGUAUACGCAUGGAUGCACUGGGAGGCUGUGGUGCAAAAGAUCAGGGAUCGGGGUGGACCUGCAGCUCUGGUCCAAAACAACAGAUUACAGAUGCUGAUCAACUGGUCCGAUUACAUUUUCUCAGGUUAUAAAGGUCAUGGUGCUACAUUCUACUUUGACCACCAGUCAUCACCAAGCCACUCAACCCAACAAGAAGCUGAGGUUAUAGCUCGUAAUGAGCUCGCGGAGCAGUGUGACGAGUUCAUCACGUUCCUCAAAUGCGCCGAACACCUUGCCCUCGUUCAAGCAGGCCUGCAAGUAAACCCGAUCUCAAGGAAUCAACAGCCCUUGCGCUAUUCAGUCUUUUCACCUGGGCAACCCCUUCACAACCUCCUGGCAAGUCCCAAUGGCCCACGCUACACGGAGACGGGACAGUUCAAGCAGAUUAUUUCCAGGUUGGCUGCUCUGAUGACGAUCAAUACAGCCAUUUGGGAAUACCGGCACUCGAUCGAAAACAGCGAGGCAUUCUUUGCUGAGCUCAUGGACAACAUCGUGCACAACGACUUGGAUCGACAUAUCUCAGUGGAGGCACUGAUACAGAUAUUAUUGAGCGGAAGUAGCAAUCCUGUCCUGUUGCAUACCGAAAGACCCUGGUUUGUUGGCCGAAUGCUAAAAGUGUCCAAGCGAUUGUCCCGACCGACGUUUGAGAGGCUGAACGACUUGCUCCUAAGCUUCUUGUCACUGGGACCUGGGCUCGUUCCCGUCAUGGUGGAUUGGGAAACCGAGCUGCGCACAGAGAUACUGCAAGCGCCUUUGGUCAGCUAUCGGUCCCGAUUCAUGCUGGAACCACCCUGA